Molecule: messenger RNA, 1437 nt
Organism: Nematolebias whitei (Rio pearlfish)
Lineage: Eukaryota; Metazoa; Chordata; Actinopteri; Cyprinodontiformes; Rivulidae
Gene: mlec
Product: malectin
Exons: 5
Coding region: 1-861 (286 amino acids)
Cellular component (GO): membrane
Molecular function (GO): carbohydrate binding
Source: RefSeq, a predicted model, not a curated record
AUGCAGCGGGUCACGGCGCGGCUCGUCGCCGGGCUGCUGGCAGCGGUGCUGUCGCUGCUGACCGAGCAGAGCUGGGCGGACGGCGGGGGCCCGAGCCUCGCAGAGCGGGUCAUCUGGGCUGUUAACGCCGGAGGUGAAGCACACGUGGAUGUGCACGGCAUUCACUUCAAGAAGGACCCGCUGGAAGGGAAAAUUGGUAAAGCAUCUGAUUAUGGGAUGCGUCUGCCAGUACUGCGCUCCAGUCCAGAAGACCAGGUUCUGUACCAGACGGAGCGCUACAAUGAAGACACUUUUGGAUAUGACGUUCCCAUUCGUGAGGAAGGAGACUAUAUACUAGUUAUGAAAUAUGCAGAGGUUUACUUUGCGCAGUCACAGCAGAAGGUGUUUGACGUUCGUCUAAAUGACCAUGUGGUGGUGAAGGACUUGGAUAUCUUUGAUCGAGUGGGUCACAGUACUGCUCACGAUGAGAUCGUACCGUUCUCUAUAAAAAAGGGCAAGCUGAGCGUUCAAGGAGAGGUGUCUACUUUCAACGGCAAGCUCACAGUUGAGUUUGUAAAGGGUUAUUAUGACAACCCCAAGGUCUGUGCGCUCUACGUUAUGAAGGGGACUUUAGAUGACGUACCAAAGCUACAGCCUCACCCUGGUUUGGAGAAGCAAGAAGCAGACGAUGAAGAUGACGAGGAGGACAGUGAAGGAGGGGAGGAAAGUGGGAAGAAAAAGGUCUCCAUGGGGUCCAAGCGGGUCCAGUCAGGCCCCCGAACACCAAACCCGUACGCAGCUGACAACAGCAGCCUCAUGUUUCCUAUCCUCGUUGCAUUUGGGGUGUUCAUCCCCACUCUGUUCUGCCUCUGCCGGCUCUGAGCUGAAACUGACGGUGGGGAAAACAUCAGGAGGCGCGAGAUAAAUGUGGGAUUUUGAAGAGAAAGAGAGGGGGAGGAAGAGGGAGAGAAGGUUAUGGAUACAACAACCGCACUGGUAAAAGCAUACACACAGAAGAGAGCCAAAAGCUUGUGGAAAAUCAGAACAAUGGUGGUCAGAAAGAGACAAAAACCUUUGGAAAAGUCACUGCCAGACGAAGCAAAUACUGCUUUUCUAGGAGGAGAAGGUGUUCUGUACGCUUCUUCAAAAUGUGUUUGGCAUCCGCCUCUUCUGGUCCUUUCCGAGCAACGUUAGUCAUUUCUACAUAGAAGCUGGGCAGGAUUUUCAGGUGCCAGCUUUCAUGGAUGAAGCCACAUUUCUGCAGCUAAGAGAUGCUCAGGAGUGAUUGGUCUGGGCCCAUUUUAUAAACAAAAGGCAUUGUUUUUGUACCGGGUGUAGCAAGGAAGCACACUGUAUGUAACACUCCUGCUCAGCAUCCGGUCAGACGUUUUCCCUUCAGAUUGAAAAUGGUGCUGCUUAGCUUAUUGGUAAUCUGGAAUAAAAAACCAUGAGUGAGAC